AUGAUGGACGAAGCACUUUAUGCCAGUAUCCUUAGGCUAAGUUUGGAUAGGUUCCUCUUUUCAUUAGGUUUCUUAAGCGCUUUUCUCGCAAUCAUCUCUUCUUUUAAAUCCAGAAUUGAAACCUUGAACACAUUCAAACGCUUAGAUGCAGUCGAUGAAUUUCUAAGAAAAAAUGGUGCAAAUCUCUCCUUUAGUAAACGAAGGUAUUUCUUUGGGGCACUCUUCAGACUUGGUCUACUCACUGUCGGGGUUGCUCUUGAACACUUCAUGAUUACACCCGUUGAUAGUUGGGAUCGUGUCAUAUUUUUCAAUUUCCAGUUUUUCCCACUUUACGUAUCCAACAUAACUGAGUAUCAGCACAAUGUACUCCUCGAUACUAUACAGAAAAGGUUCAACUUCCUCAAAAAAGAGCUUUCAUCGGUUAAGAAAAGACCGUCAUCUUUCAGGAGGCAAGGAGAAGUUGAGUCUCUGUUGAAGCUGUACGAUUAUUUAGUUCAGUGCUGCGGAACGAUCAAUGAAAUUUACGGAAAACAAAUUUUGCUGUUUGUCACAAGUAUUUUUUUGAUGACGACAGCUAAUGCUGACUAUGUUGCUGAGGGAAUAAUACAGCUGGUAUUGAACAGAGGUGGGAGGCCUAUUGGAGAGCUCUUCACUUUCGGCUACUGGGCGAUCAUCAGGCUUGUGGAGUUGUGGAGCGUGGUAGAUACCUGUGAAGCUGUUGUACAAGAGGUAUAUUACACAGUAUGA
Nezara viridula (southern green stink bug) is the source of this 747-nucleotide messenger RNA. NCBI's taxonomy places the organism in Eukaryota, Metazoa, Arthropoda, Insecta, Hemiptera, Pentatomidae. The record is from the annotation of a GenBank genome assembly.